Messenger RNA from Topomyia yanbarensis, 906 nucleotides. RefSeq lists its product as uncharacterized. Lineage: Eukaryota; Metazoa; Arthropoda; Insecta; Diptera; Culicidae. The transcript is spliced from 2 exons. Bases 1 to 906 code for a protein of 301 amino acids. The record is from RefSeq and is a predicted model, not a curated record.
AUGCUGGAAGUAGCUCAGGAGAAAUAUUUGUACUUCUUCGAAGGCUUAUUCUUUCGUCGGUUAUUCCGUGGACAAAUGCGCCCUAGAGUAGUAGGAACCAGAACGGUUGUUGGAGAUUCUCCAAAGGACGUGAUGGAUUGCAUUUGGAAAUUUGCUGCCAGGCAUGUAUCGAGGCAAAUAGAAUUUGAUAACAAUGGGCCGAAAUGGGCUGAGAAGCCAAAACCGGACCGUGACGAUAUUGAAAAGUUUGUGACUUUGCAAGACCAGAUGAAAAGGAAGGCGUAUACUACUUCUGCACUGUCGUCUCGUUUGCUUACAUCAUGGAGAGACAAGCAAAUAAAAUUUUUCAUGUAUGCAUACUCCGUAAACGUCGAGACCAACGCUCAGUAUCAGAUGGUCCUCAAACAAUUAAUGUCACCAAACAAUCCCGAUCGUUCUGGAGCCCAUUCCACCCGUGAUGAUGCGAAAUUAGCCACUGAAUUAAAACAGAGUCAUCCUGAAUUGGAAGGCCAUCAUAGUUCUUGGUUAUUGUGGGCCAAUACAAUUCACUCGUCAGCUGCGCACAAACAGGAGGAAAUGAAGAAGGCUUCUUCGCCUCCAUUGGAGCUCGCCAAAUAUUUCAGGUGGACAGGUGCAAGAUUGCAAUCCGUUCAUCGUGGUGCAUCGGUUGCACAAGUAGUGAAUGGGGGCUGGUUAAAAGACGUUGAGGAAAUAUAUAACGGAGUUACUUCAGAGGUUUCCAUUUUGUCAAAUGUUGCGCAGAAGCUGGAGGGAAUUAUUUCAAAGGGAAGAUCAGCAGAGGAGAUUAUUGUUGCUGUGCAAUCCGCAGUGCGUCCGGUGGAGUCAGAGCUAAGUAAGGUUUUAGCUGAUAGUGUGACAAACUGUCCGGACAUCGAUCACACAUAA